CAAUUGCAUAACCCCCCCAUACACACCCAGACAGACACGUCCUGCACUGCUCUGCCUGGGGACUAAGCCCUUCUUUCUUGGUGCGCGUGCUGUAAGAGGGCGCCGCAACUGCAUCUUACGCGACAGACAGGCAUCUCCCUGUACCGCUCGCAGACUCUUUGCAUACCUUCUCUUGGCUUCAUCAGGGUCGGCAGCCCCAUCUACGCUGCUUCGACAAGUGCGCCUUCCUUUGAAAUAGCUCUCAGUGAGUGUACAGCUCAGCAGUCUCAGCGUCAGUGCGACCUUCGUCAACAUAGCAACAUCAUGAACAGGCGCAAUUCACUACAAAGCUAUGCGUCGAGUGAGAAGACAAACAAGCGCCAAAGUAUAACGGCCAUGUACUCUGUUGUUGCAGCACAAGAGGACCAGGACGUGGAAGAUGAGCUGUCGCGAGCGCAAAAGAAGCUGCGUAAGCUCAAAGCCAACAUCUCAUCCCAGUCCAAGAAGAACUUUGUUCUUGAGCGCGACGUUCGCUACUUGGAUUCACGCAUCGCGCUUCUGAUUCAGAACCGAAUGGCCUUGGAUGAGCAAAAUGAGAUUGUUUCGCAGCUUGAAGAAUCAACAGACGUACAACUUGGAUCGUUCCCCGAUGACAGGAAACUACAACAGCAAUACGGCAACCUGUUCUGUCUGCUACAGUCAGAGCCUAGGCAUAUUGCAAAUUUGACAAGGCUUGUAUCACUAGGCGAAAUUGAUCAGCUACUCCAGACUGUCAUGUUUACAAUUUACGGUAAUCAGUACGAGUCUCGCGAAGAGAAUCUCCUCUUGACCAUGUUUCAAACAGUUCUCUCCGCUCAAUUCGAAAGCUCAUCAGAGUACACCAAUCUGCUCAGGGCAAACACACCCGUUUCGAGAAUGAUGACCACUUACACUCGGCGGGGACCCGGUCAGCAAUAUCUCAAAUCUGUCCUCUCAGAGCGCAUCAACUCUCUGAUAGAGCAUCGGAAUCUCAACUUGGAGAUCAAUCCACUCAAAGUGUACGAGCAGAUGAUUGAGCAGGUCACCGCAGAAACUGGCAGCGAACCUGAUGCGCUACCUCGCGUCGUUGCACCAGAGCAAAUCACGACCAACAAGGAUGUCAUUGCCAUCAUGACACCACGCUAUCUCAUGCUGAUCGAAAUCGCUAACACAAUGCUCACAACCAUCAUUGACAAUUUGAGCAACAUCCCCUACGGAAUCCGCUGGAUUUGCAAGCAGAUCAAGCAGUUGACACGGCGCAAGUUCCCUGAGGCGAGUGAACAAAUCAUUUCGUCAUUGAUUGGCGCGUUCUUCUUUUUGCGCUUCAUCAAUCCUGCGAUAGUUACGCCUUCGGGUUACAUGCUCGUCGAUUCUCCUCCUGGCGAUAACCCACGGCGGACGCUUACGCUGAUUGCAAAGCUACUACAGAAUGUCGUCAAUCAGCCAACGCACAACAAGGAGCCGUACAUCACGCCCCUGCAGCCUUUUGUCGACGACAAUGCGCAGCGCGUCAUCAAAUUUCUGAAUGAUGUCUGUGAGGUGCCAGACUUUUAUGAGACACUUGAGAUGGAUCAAUAUAUCGCCCUGUCAAAGAAGGAUCUCUCACUGGAUAUCACCCUCAAUGAGGUCUACAGCAUGCAUUUCCUGCUUGAGAAGCACAUCGACCAUCUUGCUCCAGACAAGGCCAACCAUUUGCGAAUUCUGAUCAAGGAAGUGGGUGGCGCACCUCCUCAAGUUUUGCGUUCGGAAAAUAGGUCCAUCAUCUUGCCACUAUUCAGUCGCUGGGAGACGCCAAUAGCAGACAUCACCCACUCACUCGACAUCACUCAGCAUGAUCUCCUCUUCAUGGAAACCAAAUCCACCUUUGUACAAAUACUGCGGUCGCUUCCAGAGGAUUCUCCAGCGUCAAAAGGCCCUCUCAACCUGGCAGUCGUCGCGGAUACAGCUGCCCAGACAAGGGAUGGCGCUGUUGUGCGUCGUGGAAUUCGAGCUUUGGAUAUGCUGCGUGACUUAGCAGAUGCAGGGCUGGUAGAUCCCAAUGAUCGUUACAACCCAUUGACUGGCGAAGUUGAAGAAGAGAUUGCGCACCUGGGCUCAAUUCGAGAAAAGGUUGUAACGGAAAUGACAUCGUUGCAAGCAGUCUACAAAACCAUAUGCGAUCACAACGACUACCUCAAAAAUCAAUUGGACACAUAUAGAGCCUAUCUGCUCAACGUUCGGGAGCAAGCUGGUGGUUCUAAGGGCUCUGAGGCUCUCACGCGCGGCAUUGGAGUUGUUGCUGUGAGUGGCAAGCAGAAGAAGCAAGCGAAAACGGUGAUUGGUCCGUUCAAGUACUCGCAUGGCCACCUGGAAAGGGACGGCGUUAUUGCUUCUUCAAACAUCCCGGCAAAUCGUCGGUCAAACAUCUACUUCAACAUCAGUUCACCCAACCCGGGCACCUUUGUCAUUUCCCUGCAUUACAAGGGACGCAACCGUGGGCUGCUCGAGCUGGAUCUCAAGCUGGAUGAUCUUUUGGAAAUGCAGCAGAACAAUGUUCAGCUACUUGAUCUCGAAUACGUACAUUUCAAUGUUGCUCGGAUACUUGGAAUGCUAAAUGCCAAGCCUUUCCAGCGCUGA
Protomyces lactucae-debilis is the source of this 2613-nucleotide messenger RNA. Its product is annotated as Rho GTPase activation protein. The record is from RefSeq and is a predicted model, not a curated record. The transcript has 5 exons. Lineage: Eukaryota; Fungi; Ascomycota; Taphrinomycetes; Taphrinales; Protomycetaceae. Gene Ontology annotation, cellular component: cell cortex. Gene Ontology annotation, molecular function: protein binding; GTPase activator activity. The coding region runs from base 304 to 2613 and encodes 769 amino acids. Gene Ontology annotation, biological process: regulation of GTPase activity; regulation of actin cytoskeleton organization.